CGCGCCCUCGACGCCCACCGCCGCCUCCAGUGCACCCAUGGGCGUCCAGGCGAGAGCAGUGUGGCACCAGACGCGACACGGAGAGGUCGAAGUCGGCGUGCCUGAGAGUGCCGUGGGAGUGCCGGCGUGUGGUUCAGGGAGAGCGCGCUGGUGAUGAGGGCGACGAGCCAGCCGUGUCCCGCAGCCGUGCCUCGAGGCCAUCACCCGUCAUCAAGCGCAUGACAUGACAAGCAACUGCUGCAAGAAACGUUGGGCGUGAGAACCUCCCAAGCAGAGCAACGUCGUGCUCGUCGGCGGCCGUGCACGCUGCCGUUUUUGCUUGCAAGGCCCGCUGCUUUGCGAGCAAGAGCCCGUCCGGCGCGGUUCCUCUGGCGGCCACGGAGGCGGAAGCAUACUUUCCACGCCCCGUGUAAACAGACCGUUGCCUCGUGCAGGUUCCGACUGAUCAUCUGUUGCUAUAGUGAAGCCGUAAGAGUGCCAUUGCCAGGGACAGGAGAAGGUCUUUUGGAGUCAAUGUGGUGGCAUCAUGACGGCGGAACUGUGAGUGACAGUGCCACUUGAAUUAACCAUCUCGAGCCGUCCGUAUCACGACAGCAUCUUAAUACGACCUCGUCAGACGUAGCUUCUCGCAAUGAAAAAGUUGCUCCUUGUAACCUAUGUGCCAGAUACAUAUCAGUGUGACAUGCCUAUGUUUCCCUAAGUCGACAAGGAAUUAGAACAUUCCCGCAGAGGAGUAAGCGCGGCCGGACUAGAGGGUUUGCCCGCGAGCGUCACAGAGCGACGGGAACGCACGAUACACAGCCAACCGUCUCAUUUACCCAUUUAGCCCCAUUACCAUUCGCACCCAUGAGAGCUGUUGGGGCUGUGCACCAAGACGCCCUCCUCGCCCUCCUCCUGCUCCCCUCUUCUCCUUCGACAGGAACCUCCGCCAGAAUCUGCUCUUCCUCUCCCGCCCUUGCCUGCGGCCCGAGUGCUCUCCUUCCGAUACGAGGCCGCCGCACGCGACGCUCGGGCGUGGACAUGCCGCGUCGCUAUGAAGUUGACGCCGAGUGACAAUAAGAGACGUUUAUGAAAGAUUAUAGGCCUACAGAAGUGUUAGAUUCUAACAGGGUCGAAACCGAGGCCCGGAAGCGCAGGGUCGCGGGAGGACGUGGGGGGGCGGGUGUGAAAAACAUGUAGGAUUCAAGAGCGUUUCUUGUGCUGCACGACUGCCCGCAAACAUGGAUAUCUGGACGUAUAUGGUGUCGUGGGCCGACCGCAUCAUGGCGCCGCCCCCGCUGAGGCAGUUCGCCUCCACCUCGGCCAUGUCCUCGCGUCACGUGACCGAGGACACGCCCCCUGACCUGCUCGAGGGCACCAUGGACCUCACCGUCAUCCUGCCCGCCGGCCACAGGGUCAACAUGUCCGUGCACAGGAGCACGCCCAUGAUGGACCUUCUGAUCCAGGUCACCACCGCCCACAAGGUCAACCCGGGCGGCCACAUCAUCCACGUCGUGUCAGACAACCGACUGAUCUCCUACAAGCCUUCCACGCCCAUCGGGACGCUCGACACCAACGUCAUCCACAUCGUGCCCAAGAACAAGGUCAACGAGGAGGCGAAGAAGCGGCGCGCGCAUCUCGUCACGCAGGCCAUCGAGAAGAACAUCAGGCUGAAGCCUAAGGAAUACGUCUACAAGCAACAACUUGUGGUGAACCUCCCGAGAAAUCAGCUGGCGGUGUAUCGCGUGCCUCCCAAGACGCUCAUCUCGGACGUCCUCACGAUGGUGUGCAAAGACCGCUGCCUCGACCUCGACAACCACGAGAUUCGACAUCCAGUGAACGUGGACGAGAAGCUACGCGGCAGCUGCACCCUCGCCGACUACCAGCUGCAGGAGGUGUGUGUGGUGCCGCGGGACUUCCGUGCCCCGCCGCUCUCCGUCACCGACCUCAUCACCAUGGCGGCCAUCUCGCACCCGGAGGACAAGAAGCGACGCACGCUCCUCUCGCUCUUCUCGAGGAAAACCAAAUCCUCGACGGGUGACAGCAGCUUGUCGUCAGGCAGCGCGGGCGAGCGAAGCGUCAGCCCCGCCCGCUCUGACGAAUCGGCUGACGGGCGGCCGACCCCCCGCCCACUCUCCCCGGCCUCGUCCUCCGCCACCCUCACCUCCAGCCACCCGCCGCCGCCCCUCUCCCGGCCCGCCUCGUCGCUCAACCUCGCCCGGGCCAGGAAGAGACAGGCUCCCGCGCCCCCGCCCGCAGCGCCUCCGCCCGCAGCCGCGGCGCCCGCGCACCACUCAAAUGGCAAGGCGGAGAACGAGCGGCGAGAGGGCGGCGGAAGCAACCUGUCGCGGCGCAGUUCGGACUCGUCAGGAUACCACGAGUCGGAGCACAGGUCGCCUCACACCAGUCCCGCCGGCUCGGAGAUCAGCAGCCUGGACACGAGCCGCGGGCCCGGCGCCGCCGCGACCAACCUCACGUCGGUGGUGUCGACGUCCAGUCUGUCCCUGGCCUCCUCCCGGAGCAAGAGGCGCGCCCCGCCGCCGCCGAAGCCCGCUCCCGCCAAGCACGACGACGCGGCGCGCCCCUCGGCCAUCCCCGAGGAAGCGGAAACCCCCCAGCCAACAAAGGCUUCCGAAGAAGCCGCGAAACCUCGAGUGAACGGGGAAGCCGAGCCCGCCUCCCCCCCUUCCUCCUCCACCCCCCAGCCCCCGGAGGCGCACCCCUCCUCCCCCACCUCGUCCCACGUGAGCUCCGUCUCGUCCCUGAGUAGCGUAGAGCACCAGCGGGCGUCCAGCCCCCUCCUGCCUCCUCCGCCAGACGUAGAGUGCCCUCCUCCUCCUCCCCCUCCGGCCUCCGCCUCAGACUACACUAACUCUGGCGCCUCCUUCAACGCCUCCCGUCCUCCUUCCUCCAAAGCCUCCGAUCUCGGAAUGUCACCUCCUCCCCGUAGCCACUCCGCUUCCUCCUCCUCCUCCUCUUCCUCUUCGUCCUCCUCUUCCAACACUCCUUCCCCCACCACCGCACGUGCUACUGUUGCUGCCAGAGUCAGCCCGGGAAUGCAGCACGAGGCAGCAUCAGCAGCAGCAGCAUCACCAGCAAGCCUGAGCAACGGCAGUGGAGCAAGUGGAGUCAUCUCUCCUGACAGGUUAGCGGCGCAGGAGGGCCGUCUUCAGCCCCGCCUCCAGGAUCCGCAGCGUCGCCUCUUCUCCUCCCCGCCGACGCAUCCGGAAGACAAUCGCAAGAGGCACGCCCCUGAAGACGCGGCCAGGACUGAAGACAGCCACCCUAGCAAGAGCGCCAAACAGCAAGGCCGCGACAUCUCUGACGUCAGUGCUGAAAGUGCCAAACAGUACCCUGAGGAUGUUAUAAUGCCACUGAGCGCCAAUAUGGAGAAUGCAUCAAAUAUUCCUAUGUUUAGGAUCGUCACCAAGUCACAAACAACAGUACAACAAGAUGAUGAUGUAAAUAAAAAGUUCAUAGCCGAUGGAAAGACGCAGAAAAUUAAGGAAGACGACUGGCUUGGCUCGAAAGGAAAAGCAUCGUUGGGGAAAGGCAACCCGCUAGCCCGAGGUGGGCGGCUUCAUAAACAACAGAAUGUGUUUCUCGAUGAAGACGACGAUGAUAUGGAUUUCAACGAAGAAAUGUUUGCGCCAAGACAUGCGUUAGGAAACUCCACCAACCAAAGUAUGGAGUGGAGAGAUCUUACCGACCAGUCUUUUGGAGGCGGCCCCCCGCCAGCUUCCUCGACCCCAGUGGAUAAGUCGACUCCGGAGCCAGUCCCCAGAAAGAAGACCCCGCCCAUGCUGCAGAAGCCCACCCCGCCCAGCAAGCCAGAGUGGUUAGACACAAGUAACCGGACGAUCGGUAGUGGUGUGAAUUCAUCCUUUGAAGGUGGCAUUACUGUGGAGAAUGUCGAAACGCCACCCAUGCCUGCACCUAGAAAUAUAGUCUCUCGGAAAAAGAGAGCGCCGCCUCCUCCUCCUGUGUCCAAUGUGAAAGUGCCUGAGACUGCACAACAAGAUCAGGUGGUUCCUAGCGUGCCGAAACAACAGGUGCUUAACCCCUCUUCAGAACUUUCUGUGAGACCAAAGUACAGUGAAAUCCCAACCAGUUCUCGGCCACGGCAUUCAGAAGCCGAAGACUUUGAUAGAAUCAUGAACGAACCGCAGGACGAAGAAUUCAGGGUCCAUGUAUCGAGACUUUCACAGAUCGAGCCAGACCAGUUAUCUCUACUAACAGAAGUAGAUGUUGAUUCCCCGUCGUACCGUCGAUCCCCUGCAUCCAGUGUCUCCUCAAGAGAGUCUGGAAACCCAAAGAGAAGUGUUGAGAUGGACAUACUUUAUCCUGAAAAUGAUGCAGAUGUGAAGUCCAUAAGUAGUUCAUCGAGCGCGUCGUUCCACAGCUCCUCCCCACCGCCCCCUCCUGUCGCACCCAGCGCCGCAAUCCCCUCCCAGACAACGGCCAGUAGUUACCGUGCCGGAUACCUCGCUUUGCUAUCACAGCUCAGAAGCUGGGACAACACAGAGUCUCUUCAGACUGCUGGCUUAGACUCCUCUGACUCUCAUAGCAGCACCCCUCGCGGGUCCCUCCAAGACACCCCCGCACGAGAGGGCUCGCCUCAGAGGCCCUCUGAGGACGCCUCUCAGUGGUCACCCUCCUCCCGUGGAGGGGCGCAUCGUGGGCCUUCUACACGACCUCGACUUGUCUCCAGCUCUUCUCUGUGCUCAGAUACAGAUCAUGAGGUACAGACUCGCACUGCCAGCUUCUCCUCAGAGACGAGUGAGGAUAAUGUUGUCAGCAGUAGAGUGGAGUCGACCUACACCCCGAGCGAAGAGUCUCUCGAGCCGAAAACAGAGGAAAACAACCUCCAAGACGUCGCCAAGAACCUCGUGAACGAAACCGCCCCGCCCGACAAGGGAGAGAAGAGUACGCCUACUGAGAGUAUUAAUCGCUGUAGUAGUAUUAGCAGCGCGGACGAAGAAAGCCAGGCGCGCGUCGGCAAGCAAACCCCUGCUUCAGAAUCCGCGACUUCGAAAGCCACCCAGCCCGAGGCGAACGAGGCACGCGACGUCGCCGAACCCAAAGACUUCACGACGAGAGACUCUGGCUCCUCACAGUCCGAACGGGACUCUGAUGGAGACAGUCGGGGAGAUCACACGCAAGAGCUCAUCAGAGAAACGCCGCAAGUUGGCAUCGCAGAAGAAAAAACGAGAGAAGAAGUGAAAAUGGAGAUGCCCGAGCAAACCGCAAAUAUCCCAAAGGAAACCAAGCAUAUCCCCAAUGGAUCGGUCGAUAGCUCCUCUGACAUCAGUAGUGACAAACAGCACGUCACGGCCGCCACGGGGAGCAGAAAGACCUCCGUGUCAUCGAUGUCGUCCGCUUCGUCGGGAGAUUCGAGCGGACAGACAGAGCACGAGAGGGUGAGCGCGCGGGAGGCACAGGAGAAGUCGAAGAAAGCGAUCGAGAGCCACCUCGAAGCGGCCUUUGCCGAUCUGGACGAGGAGAGCCACUCGAACGGCCCCGCCCCCGCCACUGGCGUCUCGGUGCCACCCCUGGAGUGCAUCAGCCCCAAGGAGCCUCAAGUGGAAGCGUGGGAGUACAAGAUCCCGGACCCCCCCACGCCGUUCAAGGACGGGCCGACGUCGAAACUCUCGGACGAGUCGUCGAGCGUGUCCUCGGACGCCCCGGAGAUCCUCUCCGAUGUCCCCUCGGGCUUCAAGGACUCACCCGCCAGCUCCAUCGUCGAGGCAAGGAAUUCAGUCGAGUUGAAUAGUAUACCCAAGCUGCUGAAGGUCCCCGGGGACACGACCGACUCCGCCAGCACCGCCUCCAGCAGGAGGAGCUCCACCUCCAGCGUCUCGACGUCCUCCAAUAAGUUCGACGAGAGGUCGAAGCAGAGCGUCAUCAACGAGCUGAAGACGACGCUCCUGGAGACGAACAACAACGAGCCCAGGAUCAUCGAGCUCAAGCCCAAGGCCAAGGCGGUGGACGCGAUCCUGCAGGCGCCGAAGGAGAUUCCCGCCGUGGAGACGAAGGCGGAGGUUUUGCCGGUGCGAGCCAACUUCCCGGUGGACCACUCGUUCGUCCCGCGAGUCGUCGCCAAGCUGCCUCCGUCCACUAGCGAGCCUCGGCUCAUCCUGGACCACACCCUGAUCUCCAAGCCCAGGAUGGACUCGGUGUCCAGCUACGAGAGCUGCAACACGCCCGAACCCCGCGACAGGUCGGACUCGGACUCCAGCGCCCGAGACAGGACGGGCUCGAGCACCAGCUACGAGAGCGCGCCGCCUCCGGUGCCUGAGGCGCCCCUGCCCUCUGAGUCCGAGUCUGAGCGGAAGAUAUCGCGGUCGUCCUCCGACGCCAGCGACCUGGGGCGUCGGCACGACUCCGAGAGCUCAGACGACCACGCCCUCACCAUAGCGCCGGUCAUGAAGUUCUCCAUCUCCACGUACAGGUCGCGGGCCGAGGAGACGAGCUACGACAAGAAGAUCACGAAGUCGGAGUCCUUCAGCCACCUGGCAAGGCCCAAGAUGGACGGCGCGAAAGGCCAGCUGCUGAAGGCCGAGUCCAUGUCGGCGCUCACGCGGCCGGAGGAGGCGGAGCACGCCAUCAAGACCAUCCCCGAGGUCAAGGAGGAAGUGACGGCCGACAGACCCUCCGCCGCCGCCCCGCCCGCCGCCGUUUCCGAGAAGCCGGUGCCGCCAGAGAAGCCGGUCAUCAUAGAGGCAACACUGAAGCCGUCGCAGCUGUUCGCCAAGCCGGUGCCGCCGAGCAAGCCGUCGUCCCUCGCGACAAGCCAGCCUCUGGGCCGCAUCAACAGCUUCAGCGACAGGCCGGGCAUCUACCGCACCAGCAGCAUCGAGGGCCGCUUCGUGACGCCCGAUCCCUUCCGCCCUCCUCGCAGGCUGCAGCGGUCAGACAGCCAGGAGCAGCUGGGCCGAGCCAACUCCAUGCACAACCUGGCCACGCCCAACUUCGACCUGAGGAAGGCGCAGUCGUCAUACGACAUCUAUUCCGGAAGCAACGGUAACAGCAGUAACAGCGGAAUGCCGGGGAUGCCUGGAAUGCCGGGCAUGAUGGGAAUGCCCAGCCUGAUGGGAGGCGGCAUGAUGCCCCACGACGCCCGGCUGGCGGACGAAUUCAUGAAACUGCAGCAGGACUUCUUCAAGUGGCAGCAGCAGCUCCUGCAGAACCAGCAUGUGCUGCACAGCCGCGUCGCGCCGCUCGCCUCCAACCCGCCGCAGCUGCAGAGUGUCGGGGUGUUGCGAGACAUCAUGUCCCAGAACCCGAGCGACGGCGGGAACGGCGGCCAGGGCGUGGUGGAGGCGUAUAACCCCGUGAUGGAACCCGCCCCCGCCCCUGCCCCCGCCCCCGCCGCCCCCAGGGAGAGAAUCAUCACCAUCCGGAUGGAGGGGGCCGACGGCGAGACGGAUGAGUCGAAGGUCCCGACGCAGCCGGCGCCGAGAAUGCACCAGAGCCAGGUUGUCCACAACAUCACCAAUGACAUGAGUCGCCUCAACACCUCUGCCCAGCCAAGGGUCAACACCGUGCAGUCAAGGAGAUGGGCUGAAGAACCAAACGUGAGCGUGGGGUCGUGGGUGGAGCGCCCGUCCCAGCCCGUGGGCGUUUAUCAGGACCAGGACUACGUCACAUCUGUUCCCCGGUCGCAGACUUCCCAGGAUUUCCCACCUUCAGUCGUCCCUGAACCACAGCAGCAGGCUUUUGCACGUCCAGCUGAAACCAUGAGUCAGGAAAGGAGGCCCUACCAGUCUGCACAACCUCAACAGCCUCAGUUUAAUCAGCCACAGCAGCUUCACAACCUGUCCCCGCAGCAGCAACAGCAGUUUGCACAGUUUUUGCAACAGCAACAACAACAGGAAAAACAGCAGCCCCAGUUUAUGCAGCAGCAGCAAAAACAGCAGCCUCAGUUCAUGCAGCCAGUGCAGAGCAAAUUAAUGCCACAGCAGAAGCAGCCGUCCCCGACAUUCAUGCGCCCUCAGCAGCAGAAGCAGCCCUCUCCUCCUCAGAUGCAGCAGCAGAAGCAGCCCUCUCCUCCUCAGAUGCAGCAGCAGAGACAGCCUUCACCAUUCAUGCAGAACCAACAGCAGAAGCAGCCUUCCCCGCCGUUCAGCCAGGCCCAGCAGCAGAAGCAGCCUUCCCCUCCCCCCACGUACACUCAGCAGCAGAAGCAACCUUCCCCUCCGUUCAUGCAGCAGCAGAAGCAGUCUUCCCCGCAGUACCUGCAGCAGCCAAAGCAGCCGUCCCCGCCCAAGCAGACCCAGCAGGCGGAUGUGCCACAGCCCGAGAGAGCAGCGUUCUGGCGAGAACUGGAGGCCAGGCGCCAGGACUUCGGGCUGCAGAAGGAGCCUGAGAGCCCGGAGCCCACGCGCCCUCCGCGCCGGAACUCCCGCCAAGACUCUCCUCCGCAGGAUAAUGUAGAGGCCUCGAAACCGCUAACCUAUUUCGGACAGCAAGCCGUUGUCCAUGAGCCCCCCCAGACGUAUUACUACAACGGAGAAGGAACUCCUGCCGCGGCCCAACGACCCAGGGAAGCUGAGAAUGAAUCUGGUCCGCGAUACACCUCUGUGGUGACAUUGUCUUCUGACAAAGGAGAAACGGGCAACGGAGCAGCUGCACCUAGAGACAAGGUCCGCUCAGUAGUUCAGCUGAACAACGAUCAGCGUGGCCAGCCCCGACCUGCUCCCGUCGUGCGUGGUUUCCGACAGCCCUCGCAGCCUCAGUCACGGUCUUCUGUGUCACCCCCCACGAAUAGUUCGGUUCCGGCUCCUCUGCAGGAACCCAUCCCACAGGCCCCGACGGCUGCAAGACUCGUGGCCGCGCUGUCUCAGCCAGCACCUAAGGCCCCGUCACCCUCGCCCAUGGCAUCUGUGGGCGCCACCCGCGUGUCCCCGCCGAGAACGUCGCCCUCUCGUGUGUCUCCUCCUCGCACGUCGCCAUCCCGGGUGAGCCCCCCGUCUGGGCCUGCAUUCCAAAACGUGCAGCUUCGCCCCGUUCCGGGUGGCUCUCGUGGCUCAACUCCUCCGGAAGUAGUGCCACCACCUCCUGCCCCACCUGCACCACCCAUGGCUCCCCCUCCCCCUAGUAAUCAGGCAGGUGGAAUGCCCCCACCUCCUCCCCCACCUGCACCACCCAUGGCUCCCCCUCCCCCACCGGCACCCACAGCUGGCGACGGAGAGAGGCGAACGGCGACCGGGAAGCGCAUCGUGGCGCCCAAGACGGCCCCGGCGCUGGAUCCCCGCGAAGAACUCAUGAUGGCCAUCAGGAACCACGGCGGGUCGCGGAACCUGAGGAAGACCCACAACAUGAUUAAUCAUUAAUCUGGAUUUAGCAAAGCUCAAGACAAUGCGGUAUGAUUAACGUGUCCUGCGUCAAUGAAUGAAUAAAUGAGGUCGCAGAGAGAGUUUUUGGAUGUUUUGUUAUUGCAUUUGUGUCUUUAUUAUAUGACUUUGUUGUGCUAUUGUUUAUCGAUAUACAAAAUGUAUCAUUACAAAAAAGGUAUCCAGUACCUUUGUUAAAGGAAUUUUCGUUUAUUCUCCAUAUUGGACUUUUGUAUCUAUGUAUUUCUAGCUUGUGUAGUGCCUUACUCCAGUGAAGCUCAUACCUUAUGGGCUUUGUAUAGUCUUGUACAGUAUAUAUCAUCAUUAUGUAGAUAAUCUAAGCAUGUUGUAAUCUACUGUCUUAUAAAUAACAUGAUCAUAUGCAGUUCUUCAGCUCAUCUUUAUCAAUCAGGAAAUAAUAACACAUUAACAGACAGGUUGAUGCCUGCCAGUUUUAAUACUUGUAAGUAAUACUCAGCAAUAUUAUUGGUGCUACCAUCUGCAUAUUUUAUAUACUGCUAAUAUUAUACUCUCGUAUGACAUAAGUGAAAUUUAAUGUAUUUUUUUCAGACUAAAAUUUAAAUUCUGUAUGAUGAAUUUCAAGCCUAAGGGAAGAGGUUUCCCUUGCAUAUUAUACAGUAUUUUAGGAAGAUGUGCAGAAGCCUUUUAAAUCUGUCAUUCUGUGCUUUCUUUCUGUAGUAACGAAAUGACUAAAAGCUGUUUAUGCAUGAUUUUUCUACAUAUAUGUGUCAUAAAGACGGCCAUAACUUCUCAUAUUUCAUGUUUUCUGAUUAAUAGAUCUAUUAAUGAUAAUACCUUAUGCUUGUGUAUCCUUCCUUAUUGUUAUAUAUACUUUUCUUUUGCUUUUGUAAAUAAUGUAGAAGUAUAUUUUCUCCAAUAAACGUUAAUAUUGGAA
Messenger RNA from Penaeus indicus, 10230 nucleotides. RefSeq names its product serine/arginine repetitive matrix protein 2-like. Bases 1221 to 9314 code for a protein of 2697 amino acids. The transcript has 20 exons. Gene Ontology annotation, molecular function: actin monomer binding. Lineage: Eukaryota; Metazoa; Arthropoda; Malacostraca; Decapoda; Penaeidae. The record is from RefSeq and is a predicted model, not a curated record.